UUUAAGACAACCUACUUUGGCGUGUAUGUGCUUGUUAUGGCGGCAGACUGGUUGCAGGGACCAUAUAUGUAUACUCUAUACAAAGACGAAAAGGGCCUGAGCGAAUCCAGGACAGCAGCUCUGUUCACCACAGGCUUCAUAGCUGCUGCCGUGACAGCAUCUUUCGUCGGCUCUCUCGCAGAUAAACAUGGCCGCAGACUAGCUUGUCUUACAUUUUGUGUAGCAUACUCGCUCUCUUGUCUCUCAGUUCUGAGCAGCGAUUUGCUGAUGCUAUUCAUCGGUCGAGCAUUGGGAGGUCUGAGCACCACUCUUCUAUACUCUGUUUUCGAGACAUGGAUGAUUGCGGAAUAUCAUGCUCGUGGCUUGAGUGACAGUCUAAAGCUUGGUGACAUGUUCAGCUCGAGUGUGACGCUGAGUGGCGUUGUGGCUAUUUUGGCCGGCAUUGUUGGCGAGGCUGUUGUUGGCUGGAGUGGAACCAAGAUUGCACCUUUCAUGUUGGCAAUCUUGUGUCUGGGCACUGCAAGCGCCGGCAUCUGGAACUUCUGGGGCGAGAAUUAUGGUGAUGCUGUCGCAGCUGAUCCGGAAAAGCCUUCUGCAGCUGGCUUCGCGGGACUCCAGAACACAAUACUGGACAAGCGCAUCCUGACCCUUGCAAUGGCGACCACUGUCUUUGAAGGCUCGAUGUACCUCUUCGUCUUCUUCUGGUCUCCAGCCUUGAAGUCCUCAAGAGCCUUGUCGGGUGUCGCUGAGUUGCCUCCAUUUGGACUCAUAUUCUCCUGCUUCAUGUCAGCCAUGAUGAUGGGAUCCAUGAUUUUCUCUUCGAUCGAGCUUCGCAGCGGUCGAGAUACUGGCCGACUCUUGUUGAGCAUCCUUGCGUUGGCAGCUAUAAGUCUCCUGCUGCCGGUGCUAGCAACGGCAGAAGCGCUGGCAUUCUGGUGCUUCUCGCUGUUCGAAGCUUGCGUUGGUCUUUACUUUCCAACCAUGUCAAGACUGAAGAGCGAGCUUGUGGAGGAUGCAGUGCGUGGUAAAGUGUACGGCAUGAUGCGCUUGCCGUUGAAUGUGUUCGUAGUUCUUGCUUUA
Messenger RNA from Pseudocercospora fijiensis CIRAD86, 1080 nucleotides. RefSeq lists its product as uncharacterized. The record is from RefSeq and is a predicted model, not a curated record. The transcript has 3 exons. NCBI's taxonomy places the organism in Eukaryota, Fungi, Ascomycota, Dothideomycetes, Mycosphaerellales, Mycosphaerellaceae. Gene Ontology annotation, biological process: molybdate ion transport. Gene Ontology annotation, molecular function: molybdate ion transmembrane transporter activity. The annotation marks the transcript as partial. Gene Ontology annotation, cellular component: membrane.